Messenger RNA from Stereum hirsutum FP-91666 SS1, 1068 nucleotides. Its product is annotated as NAD-P-binding protein. The coding region runs from base 1 to 1068 and encodes 355 amino acids. NCBI's taxonomy places the organism in Eukaryota, Fungi, Basidiomycota, Agaricomycetes, Russulales, Stereaceae. The record is from RefSeq and is a predicted model, not a curated record. The transcript has 11 exons. Gene Ontology annotation, molecular function: oxidoreductase activity, acting on the CH-CH group of donors, NAD or NADP as acceptor.
AUGGCACCCGUCACCAAUGCCCGCCACAUCUUCCGGGAAAUCCCACAAGACUCUCAUAUGCUGACGCCCAAUCUCUCAGGUGCACCCGUCCCAGGAAAGGACCUGGUCCACGAUACGUCAGAGACGAUUGAUUUGGACAACGUGCCACUCAAAGGUGGCAUCUUAGCCAAGGCUUUAGUUCUCUCCAUCGACCCAUACGUAAGGAGUCGGCUCCGGGAGCAACAUAUCAAGGGUUAUGUCCCUGCGUUCAAACUGGGACAACCGAUCUGGAACAUCGGCAUCGUGAAGGUCAUUCGCUCAGAACACCCCGACUACAAAGCCGGAGACUACCUAUACAUCUGGGACGUCCCGUUCGCCGAUUACACCGUCUUCACGGAGAUCCCGCCGCGCACGACAAAGCUCGAGUCGAACAAGGGGAUCCCAUGGUCUGCGUGGCUCGGUGUGCUGGGUAUGCCAGGACAGACGGCGUACAUGGCCUGGAAGGAGUAUUCGCGUGCCAAGAAGGGAGAAACAGUAUUUGUCACAGCGGCAUCUGGGCCCAUCGGCAGUGUAGUCGUUCAACUCGCGAAACUAGAUGGCUGCAAGGUUAUCGCGUCAGCUGGCAGCGAUGCCAAAUGCGACGACGUCCGCGCACUGGGCGCAGAUGUCGUGUUCAACUAUAAGACGGAGAGCACGAAGGAGAUUCUUCAGCGUGAAGGACCACUUGAUGUUUACUGGGAUAAUGUUGGCGGCGAGUCGCUGGACGAGGCCUUACUCGCGAUGAGAGAGCAUGGUCGUAUCCUCCAAUGCGGAACCAUCUCAAACUACAACGACCCCAACGCUUACGGUCUCAAGAACUACUCCAUGUUCUUCCAGAAAGAGCUCCAAAUGUUCGGCUUCCUCGUCUUCACGCUCUACCCCAAGUACAUCGACCGGUUCUUGGCCGACAUGGUUCCCCUCGUCAAAGAGGGAAAGAUCAAGCAUAGGGAGGAUGUGACGAAGGGGUUGGAGCAUUCGUGUCAGGCGUUGGUGGACGUAUUGAGUGGGAAGAAUCAUGGGAAGAAGGUUAUUCUUGUGGCGGAGGAUUGA